AUUGUCACAGCAUUAAAUAACUAUUCUGGUAUUAAUCACACAGAUGAGUUGGCUGAAGUUGAUACAUUUCCUACAUGUGGAGAGCAACAACAGGAAGACUACAAAGAUAAGAAGUCUCACCUCUGCACCCACUGUGGGAAAAAUGUCCUUUCUAUAUCACUGCUAAAAAGGCAUAUUAAAAUACACUCAGGAGAGAAGCCCAACUCGUGUUCUGACUGUGGGAAGAGUUUCAUUUCAUCAUGUAAUUUAACUAGACAUGAGAGAUUGCAUUCAGGAGAGAAGCCUUACUCCUGUCCUGACUGUGGGAUGUGUUUUUCUCAAACACACAGCCUUAUUACUCACCAGCGCAUACAUACUGGAGAGAAGCCUUACUCCUGUUCAGACUGUGGGAAGAGUUUCUCUCAGUUAGCCAGCUUCAAAACUCACCAGCGCGUACACACAGGAGAGAAGCCGUACUUGUGUCCUGACUGUGGGAAGAGUUUCUCUCUGCUAGAUAGACUUAAAACUCACCUGCGCAUACAUACUGGAGAGAAGCCUUACUCCUGUCCUGACUGUGGGAUGUGUUUUUCUCAUACACAUAUCCUUAUUACUCACCAGCGCAUACAUACAGGAGAGAAGCCUUACUCCUGUUCAGACUGUGGGAAGAGUUUCUCUCGGUUAGGCAGCUUCAAAACUCACCAUCAGUUUCCAAGGUGUUACGCUGCUAUAUUAUUGUGCUGGGGGACAUGAGGGAUGUACUACUAACU
Messenger RNA from Esox lucius (northern pike), 746 nucleotides. Its product is annotated as gastrula zinc finger protein XlCGF67.1-like. The annotation marks the transcript as partial. Gene Ontology annotation, biological process: regulation of transcription by RNA polymerase II. Lineage: Eukaryota; Metazoa; Chordata; Actinopteri; Esociformes; Esocidae. Gene Ontology annotation, molecular function: RNA polymerase II cis-regulatory region sequence-specific DNA binding; DNA-binding transcription factor activity, RNA polymerase II-specific. The record is from RefSeq and is a predicted model, not a curated record. The transcript has a single exon.